CUCAAUACCAAACAUAGCCAUAGUUAUCGCAUUAUUUUUUUUUCAUAAUAGUGGAGUAGUUAGGUACAUUUCUGUUAACAAAACCCAUCAUUUAAAGAUAUCUGUAAAAUUGCAAACACAACCGUUAGUUAUCCCACAUACACAAGUAGAUGAGGCAGCUUUAACCAUCAUGCAUGAUGUUUGUUAUGUGGGCAAGAAAGCAUGGAAAAAAAGGCUCCUUAGAUGAAAAGUUGGAGUAAUUAUUCAGUGGUUUGAGAUGACGAGAUCACUUUUUUUCCUAAAUUACUUAUGAUAGAUGGGUCACAAAAGGAAAAAUUAUUUAGAAAUGUAAAAGAGUAAAUUUUCAAAUUCCACUAUUUUCUAUUUAAUCCGAUCAUAAAUACGUAAACCUAAAGUCAACAAAGUGAUCAAACUGAAUCAUUUUUUGAAAAGUCAACCAUAAUAAAUUGCUAAUGAAACAAUGAUGGGAGUACACACAAACUUACAAAUUUUCCUACUAAAGUUUAUGUGCUAUGUUUGAUUAGGCAAACUAUAACAUAGAAUUAAGAUUAUGAAUCUAUGGGAUUCACAUUCUAUUAUUUUGGUUGCAAAUUUAAUUAUUCGAAUUACAUUCCAAUAGUUAUCUAACAAAAUUAACAAUUUUUUAAUCCUAUAACUAAUAACACAAAACAUAUAUAAUUGAAAUUAUAUAUUUCCAUAUCUAUUGCAAAACAACCGUACAUAAAAGAGAAUUAUGUAUCUCACUAAUGCAGCUGCGUAACUAAUUCUACACUAAUCUCAUAAAUUGUUAAUCCCCUCUAGUAAUCCUGCAAAUCAAAUAGGCUCUAUGUGUCAUGUAAGAAUGGAAUGGUUUGGUUUGUUUUGCAGAUGUGGCCAUCCCUGAUCUCUAAAGCCAAAGCAGGAGGAUUAGAUGUAAUACAAACCUAUGUCUUUUGGAACCUCCAUGAGCCCCAACCUGGACAGUAUGAUUUCAGUGGAAGACGUGAUCUAGUAAGGUUCAUCAAAGAAAUCCAAACACAAGGCCUGUACGCAAGUCUUAGGAUCGGACCCUUCAUUGAAAGUGAAUGGACUUACGGAGGCCUACCAUUCUGGUUGCACGACAUUCCAGGCAUUGUGUAUCGAUCCGAUAAUGAGCCCUUCAAGUUUUACAUGCAAAACUUCACGACGAAAAUAGUCAACAUGAUGAAGUCUGAGGGAUUAUAUGCUUCACAGGGAGGGCCUAUCAUACUGUCGCAGAUCGAGAACGAGUACCAAACUAUAGAAGGGGCCUUUCAUGAGAAAGGGCCGGCUUACGUUCGUUGGGCAGCACAAAUGGCUGUGGGACUUCAAACUGGAGUGCCAUGGACUAUGUGCAAGCAAAUUGAUGCUCCUGAUCCCGUGAUCAAUACAUGCAAUGGGAUGAGAUGUGGAGAAACAUUUGUGGGACCAAACUCACCAAACAAGCCAGCAAUCUGGACUGAGAAUUGGACAACUCAAUUCACCAAAUACGGCGAGAAUAUAAAAACAAGGUCACCUGAGGACAUUGCAUUUCAUGUUGCACUAUUCAUUGCAAGGAAGUAUGGGAGCUUUGUCAAUUACUAUAUGUAUCAUGGAGGAACAAAUUUUGGAAGAACAGCCUCAGAUUAUAUACCAACAAGUUAUUAUGAUCUAGCUCCUCUUGAUGAAUACGGCCUAAUUAGGCAACCAAAAUGGGGUCAUCUCAAAGAGUUACAUGCUGCAAUAAAGCUAUGUUCAGAGACUUUACUUACUGGAUCACUAACCACAUUUUUUGAAAUUUUUUGAAGUAUCCGUGCUUCAACCUCAUUGAGGUCGAGGGCAUUAUUAGAGCAAAUGAACACCACAAAAGAUGCAUCUGAUUAUCUUUGGUACACUUUCAGAUUUCAGCAAGAUUCUAAUAAUGAUCAGCUUGUACUUAAUGUGACCUCUCUUGGACAUGUCGUGCGUGCAUUUGUCAAUGGACCACUCGUAGGAUCUGCCCAUGGAACUCGUAGAACAAAUGUUAACCUGCUCAACAAAGUUUCUUUAAACAGUGGAAUAAACAAUGUCUCCUUACUAAGCGUAAUGAGUGGAUUACUGGAUUCAGGGCCAUUUCUUGAGCGUAAGAAAGCGGGAUUAAGUGAUGUGAUAAUUUCAUCCAACCAAGAUAUUCAAAAUUUCACUAACCACCCAUGGGGAUAUCAGGUUGGAUUGCUUGGAGAGAAACUACAAGUCUACACAAAGGAUGGAUCGAGUAAAGUUCAAUGGAGUACAUAUAACUCUUCUUCACAGCCACUCACAUGGUAUAAGACUACAUUUGAUGCACCUGGGGGUACUGACCCCGUUGUAUUAAGCCUUGGUUCCAUGGGGAAAGGUGAAGCUUGGGUUAAUGGCCAAAGUAUAGGUCGAUAUUGGAUCUCAUUUCUUACCCCUGCAGGGACUCCUACACAAACAUGGUACAAUGUACCUCGAUCUUUCCUUACACCUACAGGCAACCUAUUAGUUGUACUGGAUGAAGAAUAUGGAAACCCUCUUGACAUUUCCAUAGGCACUGUUUCAAUCACAAAAGUAUGUGGGCAUGUGUCUAAUAGUCAUCCACCCCCAGUAAUUUCAUGGAAAGCAAACAACCAAAUUAGUAGCAUGUACAAGAAAAAGCAGCAUGGCAGGAGAUCUAAAGUACAACUUAAUUGUCCUCAAAAAAAGAACAUUUCCAAGAUUAUAUUUGCAAGCUUCGGAAGCCCUUCAGGUGACUGUGGAAGUUACACAACUGGAAGCUGUCACUCCCCUAAUUCUAGAGCCAUCGUAGAGAAGGCUUGUCUAGGGAAGAGGAAAUGUACCGUUCCUCAAUCAUAUAAAAUUUUUGGUGGUGACCCGUGUCCAGGCAUGCCUAAAACUCUGUUGGUUGACGCACAAUGCGAAUAAGAGUGUGAGCAAUUUUGUCCUAUUUCCUACAUAAGGAAUUAGAAAGUGUAAUUUGAUUAACCCUUCAAAAGGGAUAAUUAAAGCUUAGAUCGAACAAGUCAUUCCCUUAGGUGUAAUUCAUUUAUUUAUGGGAGCACAUCAAUGUUUCAGUAAAUAAUAUAUGACAGGUUCAUUCCUAUCAAAUUUCUACUUACAGUUUAUUUUCAUUUCUA
This is a messenger RNA of Camellia sinensis, 3110 nucleotides long. NCBI's taxonomy places the organism in Eukaryota, Viridiplantae, Streptophyta, Magnoliopsida, Ericales, Theaceae. The record is from RefSeq and is a predicted model, not a curated record.